Molecule: messenger RNA, 3245 nt
Organism: Anarrhichthys ocellatus (wolf-eel)
Lineage: Eukaryota; Metazoa; Chordata; Actinopteri; Perciformes; Anarhichadidae
Product: paired amphipathic helix protein Sin3a-like
Exons: 6
Coding region: 703-1491 (262 amino acids)
Biological process (GO): negative regulation of transcription by RNA polymerase II
Cellular component (GO): Sin3-type complex; chromatin
Molecular function (GO): transcription corepressor activity
Source: RefSeq, a predicted model, not a curated record
UGUGGGGGAGAAGCUGACGAGCAAAAUGAAUUAGGGCAAAGACAAAUACUGAGGCAUUGUUGGAGUGAACGUUACCUUUAUGAUAUUUGACAAGUGCAAUUAAUGUACAGACAGUGGUGGAAGAAGUACUCAUAUUUUACCUAUAAAUAAAAGCAGUCAUAACAUCUUGUUUAUAUGUUUACUUAGUAAGUAAAUGUAACGAAGUAAAACCAAAAUACUAAGUAUGAAAAUAUCAAAGUAAAAGUUCUUAUAAUACAGAAUGACCCGUUUCAAUACAUUUUCAAAAUAUUAUAUGUGUAUACAUAUAUUAUAUAGAUCUCAUUGUAUUAUUACAUUAUUAUCAUUGACAUGUUAGCAGCAUUGUAAUGAUGUAGCUGAGUCUAAUUAAAAUGAAGCCUGACUGACAGGUUAAAAUUAUAAUGCAUCAUAUUUUAUUUAACUUGUUUUUGUAUAUUCAAUCCUGAUUAUGCCAACUCACUACAGCUGUCCACAAAAUGUAGAAGUGGAGUAGAAGAAUAACACCUAAAUAAAGAACAAGUACUGAAGCACGUCAGCUGAGUAAAUGUACUUGAUUACUUUCCGCCACUGUUCCCAGUCCUCUGCUCCCCCAGUACAGAUGUUGAGUUUAGACGAUAGUCAUGGAGACUCUUCUGUUGUUUCUCUGGCGCUGCCUCGGUUUUAGCGGGUGAUAUUCAAAAUAAAAUGACGCGUGUACUAGUGUGCGCCAAUGCCAACGGAGGGGGGCGUCUCCAACUAUUUUGUUACAAACACGAAUCCGGAGUAAGGAGUCUUUUUCCUGGGUCUCUCAGCUCUUACGAGAAUGAGUUCAUAAUGAAGCGGCGACUGGAGGAUCAGGAAACGGUUUUUGCGUCCCAGCAGCGGCGCCUCGUUGGCAACCCGGAGGCAUUCCAGCAUCGCGUCCUGGCCCCCGCUCCAGCCCCGGCUGUGUAUGAGGCCGUGUCUGACAACAUGCAGCCCACAGCAGGCGUCCAGUACUCCGUCCCCCAGGGAUACCAGGUGUCUCUGCUUUCCCAGGUUCCCACCGUGGCCCAAAACAGUGGCGGGCAUGGGCACACCCCGAACCCAGCCGUCCACGGCGGGUCCCACCACCACAGCCCGGCAGUCCAGUCACAUGGGCCCUCGGUGCUGUCAGGGCACAGCCACACAGCUGCUCCACAAGCCUCCGCACAGGGCCAGCAGUUCCAGAGGCUCAAGGUAGAAGACGCUCUGUCUUACUUGGAUCAAGUGAAACUGCAGUUUGGCAACCAGCCUCAGGUCUACAAUGACUUUCUGGACAUAAUGAAAGAGUUCAAGUCUCAAAGUAUUGACACCCCUGGGGUCAUCAGCAGAGUGUCACAGCUCUUCAAAGCUCACCCCGACCUCAUCGUGGGCUUCAAUACCUUCCUGCCACCUGGAUACAAGAUCAAGGAAAGUGUUCAAGGAUCACAAAGUCAGCCUCCCACCAGAAUGGAGCUGCUCCAUCGUGUAUGAAUGGAUUUACUAACCUUCUAGAAGGAGCAGUCUCAUUAUGUGUGUGUUUUCAUAACUGUAGUCUACAGAAGAGGGUUCAUCAAAACUACAAUCAUAGAAACAAGCAACGUUCCCGAUUUCACCAUUGUGUUGCCUUCGGAAUAGCAAAAGCAACGUUUUCAAAAGAUUUUUACUGCUCAUCUUAACGAAUCUAUUUAAUUUCUCUUAACUUUUCUUUAAGUGCAUUUAGUGUGAUUGUUUGAUAGCAAGUGAUUAAAGCAGAUGUUUACCGAACAACCCAACCUUAAGGUGAAGAGAAAAGGCAUCUCUUCCAUUACUUUCAUUAAUGGUUUAAGUAGAGCAUUAGCCACUCUUAACAGUGAUAAUUGUUCCAGUCUAUUUUCAUUUAAUUGUAUUACAGUUGCAUCUACGGAAUACCACCCACCGCCGAAACUGCUUACAAAGGUAUCUCGAGCAAAGCUUCUUUUAAACCGCAGUAAGAGAUGAAAUUAAUGUCAACAAAUUAAAGAAAAUCUUCUGAAUAAUGCGUGUUAAGAUAAGUAUUAUCUUGUGGUGUGGUAACUUGAACUAAGUGGUUAUGAAAUUAAAACAGUAUUUAAAAAAGGCUUUAGUUAUUUUAUAGAUGCACAAAUACACACCAAACAAUUUGCAUUUAUUUUAACAAUUUAUAUUUUAUAUUUAUGAUUCUAUAUUUAAUAUUUAUUAAACAUAUCUGCUGCAAUGUAUGCACAUAUAAAAUGCAAGGAAGGGCCAGCACAAUGAUAUUUUAUUAUAUUUUAAUAUAUAUUAUAAUUCAUAUAAAUAAAAGGUUUAUGUGGGGGAGAAGCUGACGAGCAAAAUGAAUUAGGGCAAAGACAAAUACUGAGGCAUUGUUGGAGUGAACGUUACCUUUAUGAUAUUUGACAAGUGCAAUUAAUGUACAGACAGUGGUGGAAGAAGUACUCAUAUUUUACCUAUAAAUAAAAGCAGUCAUAACAUCUUGUUUAUAUGUUUACUUAGUAAGUAAAUGUAACGAAGUAAAACCAAAAUACUAAGUAUGAAAAUAUCAAAGUAAAAGUUCUUAUAAUACAGAAUGACCCGUUUCAAUACAUUUUCAAAAUAUUAUAUGUGUAUACAUAUAUUAUAUAGAUCUCAUUGUAUUAUUACAUUAUUAUCAUUGACAUGUUAGCAGCAUUGUAAUGAUGUAGCUGAGUCUAAUUAAAAUGAAGCCUGACUGACAGGUUAAAAUUAUAAUGCAUCAUAUUUUAUUUAACUUGUUUUUGUAUAUUCAAUCCUGAUUAUGCCAACUCACUACAGCUGUCCACAAAAUGUAGAAGUGGAGUAGAAGAAUAACACCUAAAUAAAGAACAAGUACUGAAGCACGUCAGCUGAGUAAAUGUACUUGAUUACUUUCCGCCACUGUUCCCAGUCCUCUGCUCCCCCAGUACAGAUGUUGAGUUUAGACGAUAGUCAUGGAGACUCUUCUGUUGUUUCUCUGGCGCUGCCUCGGUUUUAGCGGGUGAUAUUCAAAAUAAAAUGACGCGUGUACUAGUGUGCGCCAAUGCCAACGGAGGGGGGCGUCUCCAACUAUUUUGUUACAAACACGAAUCCGGAGUAAGGAGUCUUUUUCCUGGGUAUGUAACAGCUGGUUAAACUAAACAAUAUUAACAGUGUUGCCGAUGUAACAAGUGAACGAUGUUUGUGUCGAAGCGCUUUGUGGGGCAGUCGCGCCUCCGUAUGCUUUUUGUGUCCUUAAAUUAAUUGAAGGGGGCUUU